Messenger RNA from Marchantia polymorpha subsp. ruderalis, 1459 nucleotides. The record is from the annotation of a GenBank genome assembly. NCBI's taxonomy places the organism in Eukaryota, Viridiplantae, Streptophyta, Marchantiopsida, Marchantiales, Marchantiaceae.
CUCGGGCUCAAGGAGGAGCUCCGUCUCCCCUUAAUCACGGACAGGCCCCGAUUAGAAAGAAGUCGGAAGACCGUCCUGUUCGGGGCCACCAAUCCCCGGCCCUGCGGGAACUUACCUCCAUGGCAGGCAGCGGGCAAAGGCAGCCUGCAGCCCUGCAGCCUGCUGGCUGCGAUUCAGGAAUGUUACUCGCCUGCUCGGGCGCUAUUGACUUCCGAGGGGCCAUUUACUUUUCAGCGAGACCGAAUCAGUAGUGAAUCCGGCGGGGGCGAGUUCCAUCGAUGGCGACGCAAUCUGGCCUUCCCAGCGGCCUGGUAUGGUAUGGUAUGGCAUGGCAUGGCAUGGCAUAGCAUAGCAUGGCAUGGCAUGCGACGGUGGAUUGCAGGAUUGUGAGGACAAUCCGUGACAGGGGAAGUCAGGCCGGGUUUGAUGGAGUUCGCCGGUGUCGUCGUCAAACAGGAGUCGCUGGGUCGGAUAGCGACCACACGGCUCCAACGCUGGGCCAGUCAAAACCUGUGCUCGCCCAGGCCAGCCCAGCCCGGGUCGGGACGGGACGGGCCGGGCCGGGCCGGGGCACUCGGACUUAGGCUGCAAGUAACAAGGCCGAGGCCGUUUCUGAAGAGGGAGAGGAGCGGGGUUCUCUCGGGCAUUGCCGUGCGCGGCCCCCUGGUCGCAUUUUGCUCCGCGCGUCCGAACGCCGCUGCCGGUCGGCGACGAUGGCUCGGGGAUCUGCUCUCCCCGUUCGCAGGCGCCGGGCCUCUGAGCUCGCCGGAGGGAGGCAGGCGACCACGACUUCGUGCCAGGCAGCAGCGGCGAUGGCCGACGAGUCUGUGCCGGAGACUGUUUGGGGUUUUCAUGUUUGGGCUUGGGGCUGGGGUCGACGAGAGUGAACCAUGCACAGCGAAGAUGUGAUUGCGACACAGGGAACUGCAAGAAGCUGAAAAGUCACCAUUUCUCAGCAUGAUGGAGCAUUCGUUAUCAAAGACUGACCCGUGUAGAUAUGAGACCAAUGAAACAGUGUCCUUUGAACUUAUCGGCUAAGUCAUGCUUCCUAUGCCUGCACACACGCCAAACAAGUUUCGGGGUCGAUCGGUUGUCCUUCACAUUUGGGUGUCUAGUUUACCUGCCCAGAGUGUAGAUUUUUCACACUGACACAUCAUAUGUAGAUGAACCUAAUUUUUGUCCCAUUUGGGAUUCAGAAGUUUCAUCCAAUUCUUUCUUGCAAAGCGCCAUGAUGCUCUUCGAAGGUUUAUCUAGCUAAGAAGGACGGUCGUUUGCUGCUCCCGUAGCCUUUGGAUUGUUAUGCGUUUGAGAAUAAAGAGGACUGAAUGAGAUCCGAAUUCUCUACCAACUUUCCUGUGAACUAUAGGAUUCCCAUCGACACAAAUCAAGCAGUUUCUUUCAUAUCUUUCGUUCGUAAUAUUUAAGUACUUUGACUGAGAAGUCUCAAGUUAGUAACUAG